This is a messenger RNA of Cladophialophora immunda, 3376 nucleotides long. RefSeq lists its product as uncharacterized. Gene Ontology annotation, molecular function: protein binding. The transcript has 3 exons. Lineage: Eukaryota; Fungi; Ascomycota; Eurotiomycetes; Chaetothyriales; Herpotrichiellaceae. Gene Ontology annotation, cellular component: GID complex. Gene Ontology annotation, biological process: proteasome-mediated ubiquitin-dependent protein catabolic process. The record is from RefSeq and is a predicted model, not a curated record. Bases 873 to 2732 code for a protein of 619 amino acids.
GUUGGAGAUACGCUUGCUGCGGGCACACUACUGGCUCCGACAUCAACCCGUCCCCAUCUCGUCAUCUACUCCCUCUUGAGUUGAGACCACGAGUAUUCCCACUCACCACGACUCCUCUAACAUCCGCCUCGAUAAUUCCUGAUCCUUAUAUCUCUCCACGACGCCAUCCCUCUUCAUCCGUCUGCAGAUUUGUCGCCCGAUACCCGAGAUCCAUCUUGGUCAAGCAAAUCUAUUGACCUCCAGUUUCCCCCUCUGACUUGACGUCUUGGGCCAACUCCCCCAGCAUCAACCACCGCAGUCGUGACCUUUCUAUUCCGCCGCGAGGGUUUUGGCUGUGCCGUUGAAUGAUUUAGCUUCUAGUCUCCUCCAGACUUUGACAGCGCCGCUCACCAUCCAUACUUGCACGGACGGGGAUUUGGAUACAACUGCUUGACUCCGUUCCCUCACCGAAGGGGUCUUCGCAGUGAUAUUGGCGGCUUUGCCGCCACCACGAGCUGGCACACCACCCUUCUUCGAACCAUAACCUAAUCACUACCGACGACCCAUCCACCUCGACUCCCCCUGGCCACUCUUCCUACACAGAUUCUACUUCCCCAUCCCCAAAUACAAGUACAAUUGUCAACUCGCCCAACUCAACUGCAAACCCGCUUUCGACCGACUCAGAAAACCUCACGGCAAGCCAACUACCUAUAGAGCAGGUACAGGCUUCUCAGGAGCUGGGGAGACGAAGGAGAAGGCGGUCAUCGUUUGAAAGAUCCGCCGAAGCCGAUAACAACCUAGGUGGACCUAGUCACACAUUGGGAGAAGCGGUUCAAGAGCCUCGAUCCGAAGGCGAACAUAGGCCGAAGCGCAGGCGAACCGACAAGUCCAAUAUGAGAGUCGAUGAAGACUCGGAGCAAGUAUUUUCCAACGGUCAUUCUGCAAGUUCCAAUGGUUCUACCCCAAGGAAGCCUCUGCACGGGGCCUUGAACGGACAUGUAAAUGGAUCCAGCCCCUCAUACACAAAUGGCACCUCCAAGAAGCUGGCUCCCGUUCGGUCGCCCACGUAUCGAGGGCAUAACAGGGAAGAGGUCGUCAGAAUUCUCAUCCAGGGGCUGCUCGAUAUGGGAUAUUCAGACGCUGCCAAUGUCUUGUCAAGUGAGAGUGGGUACGAGCUGGAAAGCCCUUCGGUUGCUGCCUUUCGAAACGCCAUUUUGGAAGGUAUAUGGUCCGAGGCAGAAGCAAUACUGCUAGGAUCACAUCAGCACGAGCGUGGUGGACCGCUACUGGAUGACGACCAAUAUGGGGACGGGCUCGUACUUGCGGAAGGCGCUGAUAGAGGCCAGAUGCUGUUCUGGAUCCGGCAGCAGAAGUUUCUCGAGUUACUCGAUCGACGCGACCUUGGUAUGGCUCUCAUGGUCCUCAGACAAGAACUGACGCCCCUGGGACACGACAUCCACCAACUACAUGCUCUCUCAACCCUACUCAUGUGUCCGCCCGAGGAUCUAAGAACCAAGACACACUGGCCGGGCACAGUAGAGGAGUCCAGAAAGAUGCUGCUACAAGACCUAUCUCGGUCAAUCGCACCGUCUGUCAUGAUUCGAGACCACAGGUUAGCGGAAUUAUUUGACCAUAUAAAGCAGAGCCAGAUCAACCAGUGUCUCUAUCACAACACCGCAGAACCUCCAUCGUUGUACUCGGACCAUAUCUGUGACCGUGAGGAUUUCCCGUCGCGGACGUUUCUUCAACUUGAGGAUCACACUGGCGAGGUCUGGCACGUGCAAUUCUCUCAUGAUGGCACGAAAUUGGCUACUGCAAGUCAGGACCAAACCGUCAACAUCUACGAAACUGUGACUUUCAAAAGGCUUCACACCCUCUCUCAUCAUUCGGCUGAGGUGACGUAUGUGUCUUGGAGCCCAGAUGACACCAAAAUCAUCACUUGUUCCAAGGAUUGCAAGGCCCGCGUCUACGAUGUCGAAACGGGAAGACUGGAGGUGACGCUCGAGCACCAAAGCGUGGAUCAAAACUACGGCAUCACCGCUGCGGCAUGGACUCCCGACUCUCAGGGCUUUGUCACUUCGAGUCACGACCGCAACUCGCAGUUAUGUUAUUGGAAUCUCCGAAGUCCGAAGCGCGAGAAACCCGAGCACGUAUGGCCCAGGGGGUUCCGUGUACAAGAUGUGGCCAUCACCGAGGACGGGAAUUGGCUGGUUGCUCUCGACAAUCAAGACAUCAUCCGCAUUUUCGACAUGCACACGUAUCGGGAAGAGCCACCCAUUAAAGUAACGGGCAAGAUGACAAGCCUUACUCUAAGUCGGGAUGGCAGGACAGUACUGGUCAAUUUCGCCGUUGGGGAAGUUCAUAUGAUCGACUUAGUCACGAGAGAGACCGUUCGCAAGUUCCGCGGGCAGAAACAAGGCGAGUUUGUGAUCCGAAGCUGCUUUGGAGGAGCCGCAGAGAAUUUUGUGGUUAGCGGCUCAGAAGAUGGCUUGAUCUAUGUGUGGCACAAGGAGAACGAAUCGCUGAUCGAGAAACUGUCGGGCCAUGGCCGGGGUCAGGGUGGUAAGGAAUGCGUGACCACGGUGGACUGGCACCCGAGAGAUGCGGGCAUGUUUGCGUCUGGGGGCGACGACCGUAAAGUGCGAAUAUGGACAAACUUGCGUUCGCCGGUCGAGGGCCUCCCUAGCAGCCUGAACAGGUCCCUUGCUCGCCACGACUCAGAGCGGACCAGCGCCCUGAGAUCGACCCUAUAACGCCCGGCAUAUCAAGUCUUUGAACGGAGUUGGCGGCAUUUGACAGAGGACCACACGGAUCUAUGUUUACGGUAACGAGGGACGAAUUGCACAGAUAUAGAGAGUCUGGAUACAGCAUUAUUGCAUUUGGAGGUGUCUGACAGUGUGGUUUGAGUUUGACCCGAAACAAGAGCACGUCUGCGGCUGACAGGCACAGGCUCAGGCAUCGGGACUUUCUGGUAGGGAUUCUCAUUGCCGGGAGCAUCGAGGUUUCCAACAGAGAACAGGCCGGAUGCUUGGGCGGGAGUCAACUGGCACGUUGAGAUUCAGCGAUCGCUGGCAUGUCUGAUCGAAGUCUGCUUAGAUCUAGCUACCUCGCCCUAUCUUUACAAGGACCUAAAGCCCACUACUUUGCUCAAUACUAUGGAUGAAAAAUACAGGCCCAUUUGUUGUCUGCUUGAGGGAGCAUUAGGUGCUUACCAGUAGAAGAGAGUGCUAAGAGAUGAGUGGCUCGGGAGGUGGUGGUGUAGUGAAUAUGUGUAUGUCAGUCACGAGGCAGCGGGCCUUCAGGCUCUUCUGAUCUCAUCUCAGAUCCCUCAGCUCGUGAUUUCAGCCCCCCCUGAGGAUAUAGCAAGUCCACGGGGAUAGCAACACGGAUACCUCCC